This is a messenger RNA of Rhincodon typus (whale shark), 276 nucleotides long. Its product is annotated as zinc finger CCCH domain-containing protein 18-like. Lineage: Eukaryota; Metazoa; Chordata; Chondrichthyes; Orectolobiformes; Rhincodontidae. The record is from RefSeq and is a predicted model, not a curated record. The transcript is spliced from 2 exons. The coding region runs from base 1 to 276 and encodes 91 amino acids.
AUGACAGAGAGAGUGAGCGCGCGAGCGAGAGACACAGAGCAUGCGCGACGGAGUGCAAGACAGAGUGAGCGGGUGACAGAGAGAGCGAGAGAGAGAGCACAAAGAGAGAGAGCGCGACAGAGAGAGAGAGUGCGCGACAGAGAGAGGGAGAUAGAGAGGAGUCUGAGAGAGAGAGGGCGAGACAGAGAUAGAGAGAGAGAGAGACGGAGAGCGAGAGCACGUGACAGAGAGCAAGAGCGUGCACGGCAGAAAGAGAGAGAGAGCAACAGCACAUGA